AAUCUCCCGUCACGUCAAUCAUUUCAGCUCAGAGAGUAGCGGGGGCCAGCAUAACAGAAACACUUUGUUGAGGAGUCAAACCAAAGAAGUGCACACCAUGGGGACCGUCUGCCGCUGCUGACAGUUGGCGCUUUUAUGAAACCUUUGAAGACCUGUGCGCCCCAUUUUCUACCAGUUAGCUACAGCUGUUUGUGUUUUGUUUUGGUUUUUUUAAUUCAUAUCAACAUAUCCUCAGAGGCGCGGCGUACUGCUGGCUGGUUGAUGUAACGUUAGCUUGUAGGCUGAAGAUAUUUCCAGUUCAUACGAGUUCACGAGUGGAGGAAACGACGCAAGAUGUACCAUGAAGAUACCGCCACUUUACAGAAGCCACGCUAUGGAACCAUUCAGGAUGAUGAGAGGCUGUCGGCGGAGGAGAUGGACGAGAGGAGACGACAGAACAUCGCCUACGAGUACCUGUGUCACCUGGAGGAGGCCAAACAGUGGAUGGAGGCCUGCCUGGAGGAGGACUUGCCCCCUACCACAGAACUGGAGGAGGGACUGAGGAAUGGUGUCUACCUUGGGAAAUUAGCCAACUUUUUCGCCCCGAAGAUGGUGUCUGUGAAAAAAAUCUACGACAGAGAUCAGUCCCGCUACAGGAGCAACGGGCUGCACUUCAGACACACCGACAACACAGUGCAGUGGCUCAGGGCCAUGGAGUCAGUGGGUCUCCCCAAGAUAUUCUAUCCUGAAACGACCGAUGUGUACGAUCGCAAAAACAUGCCCAAGGUGGUGUACUGCAUACAUGCACUGAGCCUGUACCUGUACAAACUGGGCAUUGCACCACAGAUCCAGGACCUGCUGGGGAAAGUCGCCUUCACAGAGGAAGAGAUCAGUAACAUGAGGAGUGAGCUGGAGAAGUAUGGCAUUCAAAUGCCAGCUUUCAGUAAGAUUGGAGGAAUCCUGGCCAAUGAGCUCUCAGUGGAUGAAGCUGCCUUGCACGCUGCUGUGAUUGCCAUUAAUGAGGCGAUUGACAAAGGUCAAGCAUCUGUGACAAUGGCAGCCCUGAAUAAUCCCAACGCAAUGCUGAGGAACACCCAGGAAGCUCUGGCCCAAGAAUACCAGGACACCCUGAGCCAGGCCAAGGCUCGUAAGCAGAACCAGUCUUCAGGGAGGCGGGCCUCCGUUGCUACUGAAGAAAGAGAUGUUUAUGAGGAGCUGCUGACUCAGCAGGAGAUCCAGGGCUGCCUUGAUUUUGUCAGCAUUCAGGCAGCCAUAAGGCAGGUGAAUCAAGCGGUGUCGGCUCAGGACCAGGCUGCUCUGUUGAAUGCACUCAGGCUGGAAGCUCUGGCCUUGCUGGGUGUUCAGGAGUCAAACUGUCCGUGGUACCUGGAACAUUUUACCACCCACUGCCAACAUAAAUCCAAGGAUGGAGGGAGGGCCGUGAUGGUGGACAAAGGCGAGAUUCAGAGUCUUGUCAGCUCUUGUAACGACUUUGCUGAGGCAGAGAAACGAAAAAUGGAGGCAGUCGCAGCAAUCAAUACAGCCAUUCGUCUUGGCAAUGCAUCAGAGACGGUGGAGGAGCUGAUGAACCCUGAGGCACAACUGCCAAUUGUCUACCAAACUGCUGCCAACCUCUAUCAGAAUGAGCUUUUCAGUUUACAGCUUCAAGGGGGGCGGGCUGGCUUGAGCCACGAGGAGCUGAGUGUAGCUGUGGAGAUGCUUUCAGCUGUAGCAGUGCUGAACGAGGUGCUGGACACCAAAGACCCUCAGGCUGUGAUUGAGCAACUGACUGACUCUCCUCUGGGCUUCACCAACAUGGACCAAGACAACCUCAACAGGUAUGCUGACACUCUGAUCGAACAGCGAAGGGAGACUUUUGCCAAGGGCCAAGAGUUUCUCACCUGGAACGAUGUUCAAAAGUGCAUCGACACAGUCAACAUUCAGGUCCAUGAGGAGCACGAACGAAUCAUCGCUAUAGCUGAGAUCAAUGAGGCGCUUAACUCAGGUGAUCACCAGCAGACGCUUGCAGCGCUGCUCCUCCCUACGGCCAAGUUGACAGGGGUGAACCCAGCCACAGCCAAACACUACCAUGAUGUCCUGCAGUAUACCAAGCAACUCCUGUGCCAGAUCUCACCUCUGGACACAGGGGAAAUGAGCUCUGGAGAUGAGUCUGCAGUACUGUGGCUGGACCAAAUCCAAGAGGCUAUACACACAGCCAACAAGGAUGAAGAGGAGGCUCUCACAUUGGCUGGAGCAGUAGCUGACAUUAACAGGAUGGUGGCUGAAGGGGACUCGAAGAACACGCUUCAGGCCUUGCAGGUGCCAGGCGCUGGACUGAGAGCGGUGCUCCCCGAAUGUGCUGACACAUACCAGACUGAACUGGCAGACAGACAGAAGAACAGUGCUGCAAAAGGCAGCACUGAUAGCGUGUGGGUAAAACACUGCAUCAAGGACAGGUAUAAUUACUACUAUAACCUGGAGACGGGACAGGGUACCUGGGAGGAGCCUGAAGGAUUUGAACACAAUGGUGACCAUCUCAGUAAAGAGGAAAUCCAGGGUGUUGUUAGCUGUGUGACUGCAGAAUACAACAGGGAGCAGCUGUGGUUGGCCAAUGAAUCAUUGGUGACCCAGCUGCAGGCGAAGGUCAGAGGCUACCUGGUCAGGAGAAAACAUGCCCAGAGGAUGGAGUAUCUACACCAACAAGAACCACAUGUCAUCAAGUUACAGGCUUCCUGGAAAGGCUACAAGCAGAGAAAAAUGUACAAAGACAGGAUGAAUUUGCUUCAGAAAAAUGUUGCCUCUGUUGUCAAGAUCCAGUCUAUGGUGAAAAUGUGGAAAGCCAAACGUAAAUACAGUCAGAGGUUGCAGUUCUUCAAAGAUCAUGAAAAAGAAAUUGUGAAAAUUCAGGCUUUUCUAAAAGCCAACAAAGCCAGAGACGAUUACAGAACCCUAACUGGGGCCAAGGAUCCUCCCCUGUCAGUGGUGCGCAAAUUUGUCCACUUGUUGGAGCAGAGCGCCCUAGACAUUCAGGAGGAGCAGGAAGUAACACGGCUCAGGGAGGAAGUGGUCACCAAUAUUCGCUCCAAUCAGCAGAUGGAGAAAGACUUGAACCUGAUGGACAUAAAGAUCGGGCUGCUGGUGAAGAACAGGAUCACUCUGCAGGAUGUUGUGUUCCAUAAUAAGAAAAUGAAGAGCAAGAAAAAUAAAGAUGGCCAGAGUACAGGUGACAGACUGGGCAUCAAGGGCCUAAAUAAAGGCAAGAGAAGGAAACUGGAGGCCUACCAACAUCUAUUUUACCUGCUGCAGACCAAUCCCCCCUACCUGGCCAAGCUGAUCUUCCAGAUGCCCCAAAACAAGUCCACUAAGUUCCUGGACACUGUGAUCUUCACCUUGUAUAACUAUGCAUCUAACCAGAGAGAGGAAUACCUGCUGCUCAAACUCUUCAAGACAGCUCUGGAAGAGGAAAUAAAUUCCAAGGUGGACCAGAUACAGGACAUUGUGACGGGGAACCCGACAGUCAUCAAGAUGGUGGUGAGCUUCAACAGAGGAGCCCGGGGCCACAACGCUCUCAGACAGCUGCUGGCUCCAGUGGUCAAAGACAUCAUUGAGGACAAGAGUUUAGGCAUCAACACUAAUCCAGUGGAUGUGUACAAAGCCUGGGUCAACCAGCUAGAGACGGCUACAGGAGAGGCCAGCAAGCUGCCUUAUGAAGUGACUCCCGAGCAGGCCAUGUCACACGAGGAAGUACGCAGCAGGCUGGAGGCGUCCAGUCUGGCCUUACGGUCUGCAACAGAUAAGGUCUUGAACUCCAUUGUGUCCUCGCUGGAUAAUAUCCCUUAUGGCAUGAGAUACAUAGCAAAAGUUCUGAAGAACAGCCUCCAUGAAAGGUUUCCAGAUGCCUCAGAGGAUGAGCUGUUGAAGAUUGUAGGAAACCUGCUGUACUACCGCUACAUGAACCCAGCCAUCGUGGCCCCCGACGGCUUCGACAUCAUUGACAUGUCAGCCGGAGGGCAGCUUCACUUGGACCAGCGUCGUAACCUGGGAUCCGUGGCAAAGAUGCUGCAGCACGCUGCUGCUAACAAGCUGUUUGAGGGCGAGAAUGCACACAUGAAGCCGAUGAACGACUACAUAUCUCGGACGUAUGAGAAGUUCAGGGUUUUUUUCCAGUCAGCAUGUGAUGUCCCUGAACCUGAGGAGAAGUUUAAUAUUGAUGAAUACUCAGACAUGGUCACUCUGAGUAAGCCUAUCAUCUACAUCUCAAUAGAAGAGAUCAUCAAUACCCACUCGCUGCUUUUGGAACAUCUGGAGGCCAUCUCUCCUGACCACAACGACUUGCUGCAUGAGCUGCUGCAGGACCUGGGAGACGUCCCCGAUGUGGAGACAUUGCUUGGCGAAGGAGCAGUAGACCCAAACGACCCGAACAGAGAGAGCGCUCUGAGCCAGCUGGCCAAGACGGAGAUCUCCCUCACCCUCACCAGCAAGUUUGAGCUCCUGGAAGGAGAUGACAAAGACUUAAAGACUCUCAUGACAAAGACAAAAAAGCUUAUAGUGGAUGUGAUUCGGAUUCAGCCUGGAGAGAACUUGCCUGAAAUUCUCGAGAGGCCAGCUAAUGCCCUACAGGAGUCAGAGCACACUACGAUUGUAGAGCGCCGGGCGGUCCAGGAUGCUCAGACACCAGAGGGACUGAAGAGCAGCCCAGCAGUACUUGAGGACAGCCAGCUGCCUCUCGAGCAGAAGAAGAGGAAGAUCCUGAGGAACCUCCGUAACCUGGAACAGGCUGGCCUCGUCAGUGUUAGUAACAAAUACCAGGACAUCAUCAAUGACAUAUCAAAGGACAUUCGCUACCAAAGACGCUACAGACAGAGGAGGAAGGCUGAGCUCGUGAAGCUCCAGCAGACGCUGACGGCACUCAACUCGAAAACUGCCUUCUACCAGGACCAGAUGAACUAUUAUGAUACCUACAUCAAGACCUGCCUGGAUAACCUCAACCGGAAGAAUUCACGCAGAUCCAUAAAAAUGGACAGCAAAGGAGACGAAAAGGGCAGUAAGAAGUGGAAGCCUCAGUCUCUGAAGUACACUGCAGCAAGGCUGCACGAGAAGGGAGUCAUCCUGGAGAUAGAAGGUCUUCAGACAAACCAGUUCAAAAAUGUCAUGUUUGACAUUUCACCCACUGAGGAAGUUGGGGAUUUUGAGGUGAAGGCCAAGUUUAUGGGAGUUGAGAUGGAAAAAGUCCAGCUUCAUUUCCAGGACCUCCUCCAGCUGCAGUACGAAGGGGUGGCCGUCAUGAAGAUGUUCGACAAAGCCAAAGUGAAUGUAAACCUGCUCAUUUUCCUUCUGAACAAGAAGUUCUAUGGAAAAUAAGCAGAUGAGUACAGAACAAGUGGGAGAAAACAACAGGAUGGAGGGAUGGGAGGUGGAGGGCGGAAGGUGCCUUCUGGCAGUCCCGAGUCAGAAAACAUGAGAUGGUGCAGGACAGUGUUUUGUUUCAUCUGAUUAUAAUUUGAUGGAUCACACCAAAAUGAGCUUAUUUGUCCCACUAAAUGUAUUUGUUUGUUGUUUGUUUGUUUUUCUCCUCACGUGGUGAUUGUAAAUGUAAUGUAUUUUUAAGAAAUAAAUUGUAAUGCUGUUCUGUUUUGUAUGUAAAGGAUGCUAGAAAACACUGUUAUUGUUGCCGUUGAACGUUGAACCAACUUUAACGGGGAAAGCAGUAAGGCCUGCUGUCUUGUUAGUUCAGAAGAGGAGCUGUGGAGCAACUUUCCGGCCGGCCUGCACGACCAGUGCCUUUUAAUGAAAGUGUUUGAGGAGACGUUUUAAUUAAUAAAACAUUAAAAAAAAAUACAAAAGCUACAACUGAUGUAUUUUUAAUAUGUAUUGUCAGUAUAUAAAUGAUUUCUAAUGUCUGAACAAUUUGCAGAAUAAAUUACACGUCUACAGUU
Scatophagus argus is the source of this 5915-nucleotide messenger RNA. It is a transcript of the gene iqgap2, whose product is annotated as IQ motif containing GTPase activating protein 2. NCBI's taxonomy places the organism in Eukaryota, Metazoa, Chordata, Actinopteri, Scatophagidae. Gene Ontology annotation, molecular function: GTPase activator activity; actin filament binding; calmodulin binding. Gene Ontology annotation, biological process: regulation of GTPase activity; regulation of actin cytoskeleton organization. The record is from RefSeq and is a predicted model, not a curated record. Gene Ontology annotation, cellular component: cytoplasm. Bases 334 to 5340 code for a protein of 1668 amino acids. The transcript is spliced from 39 exons.